Oikopleura dioica is the source of this 3018-nucleotide messenger RNA. The record is from the annotation of a GenBank genome assembly. Lineage: Eukaryota; Metazoa; Chordata; Appendicularia; Copelata; Oikopleuridae.
AUGAUCAGAGAGACUGUGUUUCUACUGCUAAAGCUUUGUGUUGUUACAUUUGCUGAAACGAAGAGCUGCCAAGACCGGUACAGCUGCUGCAUCGAACAGUGCUCCGCUUUUCCGAUUCUAGCGAAGCCGGUCGAAAGUGGCGAAAGUAGCGCCGCUGCUUUGAGCGACUUUGAAAGUCGAAAUUCGGAAAACCGCGUCGUCUCUUCGCUGAUCGAUGAUGCUAGCCAGGAGCCGAAGUACUUCAACUUGGCGAACAACUGCGGCAUGCUCCGCGGCGAUUUCAAGCUCGACGACGAGCUGAUUACUUUGAACAGGGGGCGCAUUCUCGGAUCUGAGCGGAACGAGCACAUCGAGGGACUCGACAGGCGCUUCGAUUCCAUCUUCAUGGGAGCGCUCAAUGACAGGGAUCUGAUUUUACAAUUCACCGGAUUUGAAACGCCAGCACUUCGCAAGCAGCCGUCUUACCGACCUAGCCAGGCGAUUUACAGUCAAGGCGGCUCACGUACUUCCAAACUUCGCCGGCCACCGACCCGCCAAGAACAAUCGAGACAUCGCAACCGGCUUCUCAGAGGCGGAGUUCUCUCGAAACACAGUCGACGACCCAAAGAUGCGCAGACGAAGAGAAUCGAGAAAAUCAUCAAAAAAAUCAACAAAAAGGAAUCGCACAAAUAUUCGCCCUGGCAUGUCCAUAUUGAAAUCACGAAAAUCACGACGAAAAGUCGAGCUUCCAGAGAUUCCUCCAUUAAAACCAGGACAUGCUUCGGAGUGUUGCUUUCGUCCUCUGUAGUAAUAACAUCGGCGCACUGCUUCAAGCGAUACAACACGUCAACAGAGGAAGUCGACACUUUUCUCACCGAAAACGACUUCAUCUCCAUUUACGUCGGGCUGGAACAUACCAACGACAUCGGCGCCCCCGAAGAGAGCUCGAGAAAUGAAAGGGUUCAAAAAGCACAAGCUACGGCUCAGGAUGUAAUCUUCCACCCUCUUUGGAUGACCCCGUCGCACAACAUCGCAAUAAUCAAAUUGGAUCAAAGUCAAUCCAGCCCGUUCCGGCUCUCCAGCCUCGUCCACCCAAUUUGCCUCGGCGCAGAGACCUUCGAGCUGGAGACUUCUGCCCACGCGCUCAUCUCUGGCUACGAAGUCAACAGAAAAUCCCCGGAUAAGGAUGAAAAACUGCAGUUUUCGCUUUUGCGAGUGACGUCGCCUUCGGAGUGCCGGAAGUUCGGAGCGAGCAGGAAGAAGGAAGACUACUUCGAUGAUGAACAGGCGCAGUUUGACUUUUCCCAAAUUGUUACUGCCGAGAGCGGGAAGCUCUAUUGCGUCACUGCCAAAAAGAAAGAGCUUUGCAAAGGAAGCCACACGAGCUCACUAAUCGCUCCCUGGCGCUGGUCAAACGGAGAAGCCCGCUUCGUCCUGGCCGGUCUGGCCUCGCGCCGCAGCUCGACCAGCGAAUCCAACUGCGGCGAAGGACCAGAAAUGUUCAUCAAAGUAUCCCGCUUCAACAAGUUCCUGGACGAGUUCUUGACCAACUGGUCGACUUGGUCAGAGUGGUCCGAAUGCGACCAGUCCUGUGGCGACGCGAAAAAGCAUCGAGUGCGCAUGUGCGAAAGCUACUCGAACGAGCGCAGCUGCGAAGGACUCUCGCACGAGUCCAAGUACUGCCGGGUGAAAAUGUGUCCCCAAGUGAGUGGCGACUGGAGCGAGUGGAGCAAGUGCUCGAAACAGUGCGGCGGAGGGCUGCGGACGCGGAGCAAACAGUGCGAGCCGAUCGACUUGUGCUACGAAAUCGCGGAGCAAAGGGAAAGCUGCAAUACCAAUCCUUGCGAGUCGAGUUGGGCUUGGUCUGCUUGGAGCGAUUGCCAGUGCAGUUCUACUCUUAGGACGCGCAUUUAUCCGCAGUGCGUCUACAAGGGACGAGCGGUCUCCGAUGAAACUUGCGCAUCAGCCGGGCCGAGACCAACUGAAAGGAUAGAAAACGAGCCGAGGCAUGAUAGACGGAGGCAUAGUCCUUCAGGACUCUCUUUUGACGCCUUUUUUCUCACCGUCCAGGAUGAGGAUAUUUGCUCCGCUGCUUCUAGGCCGAUUGAGUCGGUAAAAGACGCGUUGAAGAGCAUGCGUUUGACUACCGACCACACUGGCAAAGCUGAAUGCCAGCAGGGCGAGAGCAAGUACAGUUGGACAGACAGUAGUCGAUUCGGACACUGUAUGCUCACGCUUGACAACAAGCUGAUCAUCUUUGGCGGGAGAAACGCGGGCAGUCUUUGGGAAGGAGAUCUGCUAGUGCUGAACCCGGCGAAUUUGCGAUGGGAGAAGCAUCCUUUCGGAGGCAUCAAAAGGGCGCACGGUUCAUGUACAGUUUUGAGCGGGCGCGCUUGGAUCUGCGGCGGCGAGGAGCACAUGGAAAAGGCGCGCGCAGGGCGGCCAGUUUCUAGCUGCCACUCGUUCAGCUUCAAAGACGGCUGGAGGGACGAAGUGAGCAUGCCCGAUCCGAUCAUCAACCACGCCAUCGCCGCCUUUCCGAAAACGAACUCGAUCUUCAUCAUCGGCGGGCGAUACAACCAUCGCGACUGGAGCACUGUGCGCUUCCUCGACGCCGCCUCCUCCCCCACCAGCCGCUGGGAGAAGGCCGCCAACUUGCCCGAGCGCGUCAGAGAGGCGAUCGCCUUGACUUUGGACGACUCAAUUUACGUCUUCGCCAAGUCUGCUUACAAAUACUCGCCGCUGGCCGAGCGUAAUUCAUGGAUUCACUUGGCUUUGAUAAAACCCAGAAAUGAAUUUUUAGCCGCUCUUUCAAUCGGGCCGCGAAUCUGGAUGAUAAGCGCUGCCCAGUCAGCCAGAAGCAGCGGCCGCCUCACCAUAGAACAAUUCAACACAAUGACCAACCAAACACAAAGCUUCGACUCGUUCCGAUUCGGCGAGCGCGCCAAAUUCGGCAUCGCGCUGGUCCCUCCCGUCUACGAAAAAACGCUCUUCCGCCAAAUUACUUCGCGGCAGGACAGCUACGAUGCCUGGCCUUGA